AUGUCGAGUCCGGGCGCGGCGACGACCGCGCGCGACGACCGACCCGCGACCGCGCGUUCGCUGGCGUCUCGCGCGCGAGAGGCGGUCGUCGCGCGCGUUCGAGACGCCCUCGGGCCGUCGCCGAGGCAGAGCAUUUUGUCGACGCUGUCGCUCACGAUGAUCAUCGCCACGGCGUUGAUGCUGUGGAAGACGUUGAUACUGUGCACGAUGAGUGAUUCGCCGAUCGUGGUCGUCCUGAGCGGGAGCAUGGAGCCGGGACUGAGACGAGGGGAUCUGUUGGUGCUGGAGAACUGGCGGCGAGCGACGGAGAUCGGGGAGACGGUGGUGUUCAACGUGCGCGGACGGGACGUGCCGAUCGUGCACAGAAUCGUUCGCGCGCACGGUAGAAACGUGCGCGGAGACGAUGAGCGGUUGAUGCUGACGAAGGGAGAUAAUAAUUUUGCAGACGACAUCGGUUUGUACGCUCCGGGACAGCGGUGGUUGACGGAGGAAGACAUCGUCGGCCGCGCGUUUGUUUUUCUACCGCACGUCGGUCGGCUCACGAUACUCAUGAACGACUAUCCCGCGUUCAAGGUGUGCUUACUCGCGGUCUUAGGAUAUUACGUCGUCACCGGGAAGGAUUGA
Molecule: messenger RNA, 624 nt
Organism: Ostreococcus tauri
Lineage: Eukaryota; Viridiplantae; Chlorophyta; Mamiellophyceae; Mamiellales; Bathycoccaceae
Product: Peptidase S24/S26A/S26B/S26C
Exons: 1
Coding region: 1-624 (207 amino acids)
Cellular component (GO): signal peptidase complex; membrane
Molecular function (GO): serine-type endopeptidase activity
Source: RefSeq, a predicted model, not a curated record